AUGGGCGUCGAGCUCGACCUCUCUGAAUUGGCGGUGCUCCGGCCGAUCCAGACCGCGGCGGGCGCCGCAGCGACGACGGCGGCUCGGCCGGCGGGCGACGAUGCCGACGGCCCGGACGCCGCCGACACGGGCUGCGUCACGCCGACGGCGAAGAGCUCCCUGCUUCCGAGCCUGGGCCUGGCGGGCGGCGGCGGCCUGGACAUCGACGCCGCCCCCGCCGCCGCCGCCCUCGCCGCCUGCGUGACGCCGACGUCGUCGCCGUGCCUGCUGCGGCAGGCCACGGUGUGCCCUCCGGCGCCGCGGAAGCCGGCGAGGCCGGCGCCGCCGCCGCCCGACAACAAGAGGAAGCGGUGCUGCGCCCGCCUGGGCCUGCAGCGCGCCUUCUUCCCCGUGCCGCACGACCUCUCCACCGUGUUCGUGCCACGCGGCCCCGCGGACAGGUCGCCGCCGCCCAGGGCCGCCAAGAAGAUCCGCCUGCACGUCGUGGGCUGA
Miscanthus lutarioriparius is the source of this 492-nucleotide messenger RNA. The record is from the annotation of a GenBank genome assembly. Lineage: Eukaryota; Viridiplantae; Streptophyta; Magnoliopsida; Poales; Poaceae.